This is a messenger RNA of Peronospora farinosa, 2577 nucleotides long. The record is from the annotation of a GenBank genome assembly. Lineage: Eukaryota; Oomycota; Peronosporomycetes; Peronosporales; Peronosporaceae.
AUGAGUAUUGAACAACGUGAGAAUGUAGUGAUGCGUCUAAAAGCACGUUGUAAUGCAUUAUACGACGAUAAUGAGGCAUACGUGGCUCCAUCCGAAGCGCUAUCUCUCUGGCUCCAUGACGUCCAGAUGCUGUUAAAUCAGUACAAUGCUAUACAACUCAAUAAAGAGGUGUGUCAUGCCUAUGAGAGCGGUGUAGCCAUUGCAUCCAAGCAGCGGCAAUUCGAACUCGCCACGGCUUUGACCCAACAGAUGGAAAACAUCGGAUUUCGGCCGACAGAAAGGAUAUAUCAGUAUCUUAUUCGUAACGUGGCGUUGCAGCUGAUUACUGGACCGAAACAGACGUCAAUAAAAGAUCUUCGGGAGCUGCUGAAGGACGUGACUGACGACAUGUGGGAACGUGAGAUCAUGAGUAUCCUGGAAAGAGAAGAAUGGUCAUUGCAACUGAAGACGGAAAAAGAGUUUGCUCUUUUUCAUGACCGACUUAUUGCCGGUAUUGAAAAACAGCUAGACAAGUAUGAAGGUGUUGUUGAUGUGGACCAUAACAAGAAACUGAAACUCAAGAGGUCAAUGGGGCCGUACAAUGAAGCACUUCGUGUGUACGCGGACAAUGGUGUCAAGUUCUCCCGCAUGUUGCAGCUGAUGGUGGCACGUGAUCUUGUAGUGGAUGUAGAAACCUAUGAGGCACUGCUGCUGGGAGCACGUUGGAACGAGAUCCCAGCCACGCUAAGUCAACUUUUGCAGUCAAAACUUGUUGAUGAACUAACUACCUCAGCAUCUGUCACGGCUAGUGAACAUGUGCAUAAUUUGUGGGUUAGUGCUAUGAAGGCCAUUAUAUACUCUAGUACAGAGCGUUUUAGCUCACUGUCGGCUAUCGUGUACAAGAGAGACGUCGACCAACUGAGGAAGGUCUUCCUGUUCGUCGACAAGCAGCUUUCUAACGCGUUUUCUAAAUUCAGUUUUGCUACGACAACACAGUAUGAUGAGGUUUACACGAUGCGCGCGAAGGCUGCGGCCGCGUGCGGGCUUAUUGCCCCUGUCAAAAGGAUUCUCGACGAGUACGUUCAGUGCGCACCCUCCGGUCCAGGUGUCGAGAAACCUGUACUAUCCAAAAAACCAUUUUUGUCGGCAUUGGAGAUCGUCCCGUGGUCAUUGAUGGACGUUCUGAUGCUUUCACGUGAAGAUGCUUUGGCCCGUGCGACGAAUCGAGAUGUGGCAACUUCUCCACGUGUGCUGGAAAUGCGACACAUGUACGAGCGCAUCAUGCGCAAGCUGACCAAGGCUGAAAAGACUAUUGAGAAAAUUCGGCGAAAGCUCAACUUGGAAGAUGGUAAGCUGAAUGAAGACGAGCUGCGCGAACUGCUGGCUCAGCAGGAUAUGGCAAACAUGACUAUGGAACAGGAGGUUAAAAGAGCCACAACUCUUGAGAGAAGGCUUGAAAAUGCCCGCGUUCUUAAGGCUAAUCAAGUACUGAUAAAAGAAUACUUGAAGCGUGCGGACAAGAUGGUGGACUAUGUGCUGAACAAACUGCUAGAUGCAGGCUACGACGUGGAAAACGAUUUGGAUGUGAGCGUCAAGCUUAUGGAACAAUACAUGAACUCUGCUCGACGCUUGGAUAAGCGCCUUACACAGCGACAGAAGCACGUGAGCCCUCAUAUGAUGUAUCGUGUUUUUAAGCAGGUCAAUUUAAUCUCGAGCGCCGUGCAAUGUGGCGUGUUUGACCUACAAGAUCUGAAGACUCGCGAAAAGUUGACCAAUUUUUUUGAGCAUGCCGUAUGCGCAGCCGUGCGCUUUUGGCGUGAAGAGGAAACGGAUGCUCUUGUGCGACAGCAACAACGAUUGCUAGGCACUCAGCAGCUAGCCCCUCGCGAGUACGAUCAGCUCAUCUUCCAACGUGUGACGAGUCUGGACGUACGCGGCGCUCACUCGCUAUUGCAGGAAAUGCACAAUGCGGGUAUGAAACCGUCUCAACAAGCCAUUCAUCGCAUCGCGCUUGGACUACUGCACCAACGCUAUGCAUUGCGAAAUGGCGAACCCUUCGGGUCAUAUACUGAUGCGGAUGGAGAAGUCGAUGCAGAAUCUCAAGAUGGAGCUGAAGAGGAGAACGAAGACGAGGAUCCCACAGCAGCAGCAGAGGCAGCGCUUGACUCGGAGCUGUCAGAUUUGCUGAAUGUGUCCGAUCGAGAAGCUAUUGAAGAAGAACUCGAGUUGAGUGGAGCUUUGAAGUUGGAAGGAGAUGACGACAAGCUCAGUGCUGAAACUGCAGCGGCAGCACGGACUUUGUUGCUGGGCUCGGAUGCACCUGUGACUAUGGAAGACCUCAUUGGCUUUCUACAGGACUGGUACAACCUGUACGGCGUAAAGCCCCUCGGCAAGACGGUGGUACCUGUAUUGGCUCAAUUGCUAGACACCAACAACUUUCCGGAAUUCCGCCGGCUAUUGCAGAUUUUGGAAUCCAUGGAAGGGGGUCUUACCCCGGCCACGGAACUUUGGCUCGAAAGGCGCAUCAGUCAGCUUGGUGACAAGACGUUGGACGACUUCCGGCUACCAAAAAGUGAGCUAGCAUCUAGUUUUGUAUAG